AUGUCCACGUCCAUGUCCACGUCCACGUCCAUGUCCACGUCCAUGUCCACGUCCAUGUCCAUGUCCACGUCCAUGUCCACGUCCAUGUCCACGUCCAUGUCCACGUCCAUGUCCACGUCCACGUCCAUGUCCACGUCCACGUCCAUGUCCACGUCCACGUCCACGUCCACGUCCACGUCCACGUCCACGUCCACGUCCAUGUCCACGUCCACGUCCACGUCCAUGUCCACGUCCAUGUCCACGUCCACGUCCAUGUCCACGUCCACGUCCACGUCCAUGUCCACGUCCACGUCCACGUCCACGUCCAUGUCCACGUCCAUGUCCAUGUCCACGUCCAUGUCCACGUCCACGUCCACGUCCACGUCCACGUCCACGUCCACGUCCACGUCCAUGUCCACGUCCAUGUCCACGUCCAUGUCCAUGUCCACGUCCAUGUCCAUGUCCACGUCCACGUCCAUGUCCAUGUCCACGUCCAUGUCCACGUCCAUGUCCAUGUCCACGUCCAUGUCCACGUCCAUGUCCACGUCCAUGUCCACGUCCAUGUCCACGUCCACGUCCACGUCCACGUCCAUGUCCACGUCCAUGUCCACGUCCAUGUCCACGUCCACGUCCACGUCCACGUCCAUGUCCACGUCCAUGUCCACGUCCACGUCCACGUCCAUGUCCAUGUCCACGUCCAUGUCCACGUCCAUGUCCACGUCCAUGUCCACGUCCACGUCCAUGUCCAUGUCCACGUCCAUGUCCAUGUCCAUGUCCACGUCCACGUCCACGUCCAUGUCCACGUCCAUGUCCAUGUCCACGUCCAUGUCCACGUCCACGUCCACGUCCACGUCCACGUCCACGUCCACGUCCACGUCCACGUCCACGUCCAUGUCCACGUCCAUGUCCACGUCCAUGUCCAUGUCCACGUCCAUGUCCAUGUCCACGUCCACGUCCAUGUCCAUGUCCACGUCCAUGUCCACGUCCAUGUCCAUGUCCACGUCCAUGUCCACGUCCAUGUCCACGUCCAUGUCCACGUCCAUGUCCACGUCCACGUCCACGUCCACGUCCAUGUCCACGUCCAUGUCCACGUCCAUGUCCACGUCCACGUCCACGUCCACGUCCAUGUCCACGUCCAUGUCCACGUCCACGUCCACGUCCAUGUCCAUGUCCAUGUCCACGUCCAUGUCCACGUCCACGUCCAUGUCCAUGUCCACGUCCAUGUCCACGUCCACGUCCACGUCCACGUCCAUGUCCACGUCCACGUCCAUGUCCACGUCCAUGUCCACGUCCAUGUCCACGUCCAUGUCCACGUCCAUGUCCACGUCCACGUCCAUGUCCACGUCCAUGUCCACGUCCAUGUCCACGUCCAUGUCCACGUCCACGUCCACGUCCAUGUCCACGUCCAUGUCCACGUCCACGUCCACGUCCAUGUCCAUGUCCACGUCCACGUCCACGUCCACGUCCAUGUCCACGUCCACGUCCAUGUCCACGUCCAUGUCCACGUCCAUGUCCAUGUCCACGUCCAUGUCCACGUCCAUGUCCACGUCCAUGUCCACGUCCAUGUCCACGUCCACGUCCACGUCCACGUCCAUGUCCACGUCCACGUCCACGUCCACGUCCACGUCCACGUCCACGUCCACGUCCACGUCCAUGUCCAUGUCCACGUCCACGUCCACGUCCAUGUCCACGUCCAUGUCCACGUCCACGUCCAUGUCCACGUCCAUGUCCACGUCCAUGUCCACGUCCAGUCCACUCAUGUCCACGUCCAUGUCCACGUCUAUGUCCAUGUCCACGUCCCAUUCCCUGUCCACGUCCACGUCCAUGUUCCCUGUCCACGUCCCAUGGUCCACGUCCACAGUCCCCGUCCAUGUCCACUCCACGUUUUCCACGUCCAGUCCAUUUGUCCACGUCCAUGUCUAG
Molecule: messenger RNA, 1902 nt
Organism: Closterium sp. NIES-65
Lineage: Eukaryota; Viridiplantae; Streptophyta; Zygnematophyceae; Desmidiales; Closteriaceae
Source: the annotation of a GenBank genome assembly